AUGCAAGUAUGGUGGAGAUUUAAGCUUGGUGUAAACUGUAGAAUACUGUUGGUAGCGUUGAUAUUGUUGAUAUGCCUAUCUGACUGCAGAAAAAAGAGAAAAAAACACAAAUACUAUGGAAAACACAGAACAACUGAAACGCCAGACCCAUACACUAAAACAAUAUGUAUGCAAUUAGAUGAAACUCUUCGAGCAAAACACAAGUCCUGUUUCCUCAGACCUGACACCGGGCCUUGUCGCGCGGACAUUCUCCAGUGGUAUUUCGAUGUGAAACAAAGAAAAUGCUACCAGUUCUUUUGGGGGGGCUGUCAGGGAAAUGGGAAUAGAUUCGAAAGUAAAGAGGAUUGUUUGGACUAUUGCCAUCUUAAUACUACUGCACAAACAGGUCGAAUACCAUACUUCUGUUCGCUGUCGUUCGACUUUGGCAAUUGUUUUGGUCAUUAUAACCGCUGGUAUUGGGAUAGAUUUGCCAAAACAUGCAAGCGUCGACUUUACUCUGGUUGUGGUGGCAAUCAAAAUAAUUUUGAAACCCGUAAGGAAUGCCUAAAAACCUGCCUGAAACCGCCUAAUAAUACUAUGCAAAAUUUUCAUCAAUUCACCACAUGCAUACCUUACCACGUGGCAGAGCUUCAGUAAUAAAGCUAUGAUAAACUUGU
Ostrinia furnacalis (Asian corn borer) is the source of this 656-nucleotide messenger RNA. RefSeq names its product tissue factor pathway inhibitor. Gene Ontology annotation, molecular function: serine-type endopeptidase inhibitor activity. The record is from RefSeq and is a predicted model, not a curated record. The coding region runs from base 1 to 636 and encodes 211 amino acids. The transcript has 4 exons. Lineage: Eukaryota; Metazoa; Arthropoda; Insecta; Lepidoptera; Crambidae.